Theobroma umbraticum is the source of this 1809-nucleotide messenger RNA. RefSeq names its product ribulose bisphosphate carboxylase/oxygenase activase 2, chloroplastic-like. Gene Ontology annotation, cellular component: chloroplast stroma; thylakoid. Gene Ontology annotation, molecular function: ATP hydrolysis activity; ribulose-1,5-bisphosphate carboxylase/oxygenase activator activity; ATP binding. The record is from RefSeq and is a predicted model, not a curated record. Lineage: Eukaryota; Viridiplantae; Streptophyta; Magnoliopsida; Malvales; Malvaceae.
CUCCAGAGUCUUUAUCGUGCGGCCAUCAGCCAAUUCGCAAGCCAAUCCACGGGAUUUCUCCCACUGUUCUCCGCACGCCCAUAACUUGUCCUUAUAAAGCUCCCCACCCAACCAAUCUUCCAUCUUCAAAUCCACAACACUCCAAGAACUGUUUUGUUGAGAUUUUGUUUUCAGUUUCAUUUCGUCUUGUUGCCAUUUAAAGCCCAUUCCUAAUUCUGAUCUCAGCCGUUCAGUCAUGGCUACUGCUGUCUCAGCCGUAGGAGCUGUUAACAGGGUGCCGUGGAACUUGAAUGGCUCUGGGCCUGCAGCAGCAUCACUUCCAAGCUCAGCAUUCUGGGGAAACACUCUGAAGAAGGUUACCUCCAAGAUCAGCCACCGGAAGGUUUCUCCAAAGAAUUUCAAGGUUGUUGCUGAAUAUGAUGAGUCAAAGCAGACCUCAAAGGACAGGUGGAAGGGGCUUGCCUAUGAUGAAUCUGAUGACCAACAGGAUAUUACAAGAGGAAAGGGAAUGGUGGACACUGUCUUCCAGGCUCCUAUGGGGACAGGAACUCACCAUGCUAUCAUGAGUUCCUAUGACUACAUCAGCCAAGGCCUUCGCACGUACAACUUGGACAAUACUAUGGAUGGGUUCUACAUUGCUCCUGCAUUCAUGGACAAGGUUGUUGUUCACAUCACCAAAAAUUUCUUGAACCUGCCAAACAUUAAGGUGCCUCUCAUCUUGGGUAUUUGGGGAGGUAAAGGUCAAGGGAAAUCAUUCCAAUGUGAGCUUGUCUUUGCCAAGAUGGGAAUCAAUCCCAUUAUGAUGAGUGCUGGUGAAUUGGAAAGCGGGAAUGCUGGGGAGCCUGCAAAAUUGAUCAGACAAAGGUAUCGUGAGGCAGCAGACAUCAUCAGGAAGGGAAAGAUGUGCUGCCUCUUCAUCAACGACCUUGAUGCAGGUGCUGGAAGGAUGGGUGGAACCACCCAAUAUACAGUCAACAAUCAAAUGGUGAAUGCUACCCUGAUGAACAUUGCUGAUAACCCAACAUAUGUUCAGCUCCCUGGUAUGUACAACAAGGAAGAGAAUCCCCGUGUUCCUAUUAUAGUCACUGGUAAUGACUUCUCCACAUUGUAUGCUCCUCUCAUCCGUGAUGGUCGUAUGGAGAAAUUCUACUGGGCUCCUACUCGAGAAGAUAGGAUUGGUGUGUGCUCUGGUAUUUUCAAAACCGACCGUGUUCCUCAUGAAGACAUUGUCAAGCUUGUUGACACUUUCCCUGGACAAUCUAUUGAUUUUUUUGGUGCCCUCAGGGCGAGAGUAUACGAUGAUGAAGUGAGGGGAUGGGUUUCAGAUGUUGGAGUACAAAAUGUUGGGAAAAGGCUUGUGAAUUCAAAGGAGGGACCUCCAACAUUUGAGCAGCCAAAAAUGACUCUUGAGAAGCUACUUGAGUAUGGAAACAUGCUUGUCCAAGAACAGGAGAAUGUAAAGAGAGUCCAGUUGGCUGAUAAGUACUUGAAAGAGGCAGCUCUUGGAGAUGCUAAUGAUGAUGCCAUCAAGAAUGGAAGCUUCUAUGGCAAAGCAGCUCAGCAGGUUAAUCUGCCUGUCCCUGAAGGCCGCACGGAUCCAUCAGCAACAAACUUCGAUCCAACUGCCAGAAGUGAUGACGGAAGCUGUGUUUAUAAUUUUUUUUUUUUUGAAUAAGUAAAGAUUUUCAUUGAUCAAGACAGGAAGUCUUUGUAAUUUACAAAAGAAUCUGACUUGAGACAGCAGUCAGUUACUAACCUGACUUAACAAAAAACAGCCAAGCCAAGGACAAUACAACAUUUGAUCUCUUG